Molecule: messenger RNA, 751 nt
Organism: Loa loa (African eye worm)
Lineage: Eukaryota; Metazoa; Nematoda; Chromadorea; Rhabditida; Onchocercidae
Exons: 4
Coding region: 86-751 (221 amino acids)
Biological process (GO): peptidyl-L-cysteine S-palmitoylation; protein targeting to membrane
Cellular component (GO): endoplasmic reticulum; Golgi apparatus
Molecular function (GO): protein-cysteine S-palmitoyltransferase activity
Source: RefSeq, a predicted model, not a curated record
CAAACGUGUAAUUUCAUUGGGCAAUUUGGAAUUUUUGUUUCUGUUUGAGGCUAAUAAAGAGAAAUUGCCGGUACGUUAUGUCACGAUGUCAACAGAAGGUGGCAGUACCAAAUGUCCGCCAUUUUGCUUAUAUUGUAAGGUGAUCAAACCAAAUAGGACACAUCAUUGUCGCAGAUGUAAUCGUUGCAUAAUUCGUAUGGAUCAUCAUUGUCCAAUUAUUGGUCAUUGUAUUCAUAUGCACAAUCAUAAAUUCUUCCUACUUUUCCUUUUUUGGUCAACCAUACUUUGUGGUUAUGUUAUUUGUAUCACGAUGCCAGCAUUAUAUCAACGGACAACAAUUGUUAUUUGGAGUUUUUCAGGAAUGAUAAGUGCAUUAAUGCCAAGGUAUGUACAACAAGCUCCACCAUCUAUUGAUGGACUUGUUGCAACAUGUUUGGUCGCUUCUGGUGUACUGAAUGCUUUGAUAUGUGGCAUUUCGCUUAGUAUAUUUUUGGGUCAAUUAACAUAUUCAUUAUUACGUAAUGAGACAACAUUGGAAAGUGUAUCAUUUCAAUUUUGUGGUACUAUCACCAAUGAUCGACAUACUAUCGGCAAUAUUUCCUAUGAUUUGGGUUCUACUUGGCAUAAUUUUUGCUCCAUUUUUGGUUAUAAUCCAUUAUUAUGGUUUUUACCAGUACAUACAACUUAUGGUAAUGGAUACUUUAAAGAAACUAAUCUGAAAAUGUUUCAUAAAAAGAAAAUAAACAGAUGA